AUGCUUCGCGAAGGAGCGGGUUUAGUCGUUCCAGAUGACAAUUACCAGCCCGAUGGCCUAACACCCGAAGCUACUGAGGAUGGCACACUGUCACUGAAGCGACAAGCCUCGACCGCGUCCACACCGGCACCUUCUGCGACCGUCCUGGAAUGCUUCCAGGUCGCGCAGCCGGUUCUGACGCCUCAUGGCGCCUCGUACCAGUCCACCAACAGUGAUGGCUCGACGGUCGUGGUAGACGCACCCGACUCAGAGGCGAGGAAGGGCUCUUGCACCGUUUUGCUAAUGGAGCAUGUGUUUGCAUGGAGUUAUGGCAUGCCCUUUAUUGGUAAGGUCUUGUCAGCCUUGAACAUGUCUAUAGAAGAUCCCCUAAUCGGGACGUCAAUAUUAGGAAAUUAUACCCCGCCAAGUUGCGAGUUCAAUAGAGUUGUCAUGAAUUUCACCGUUGUCUCCCAAGGCCGACAGUUUGACCGCUUAGCUCUGAUGUAUAUGGGUGAUACCGAGGUCUGGCGGACGUCAACGGCCGAGCCCACGCAGCCGCCUGGCAUCCGCUGGGUCUACAUGAAAGAUAUGACCGAGUAUCUCUACUUCUGGAAGCAGCCCCAGAAGAUCAUCUUUGACUUGGGUAACCUGAUUGACGACAAGUACACUGGCUCUUUCAACACCACUCUCACGGCGACCUUCUUCAAGGCUGAUGUUGACACUGGUGCGGCUCCUCCAAGUGACCUAAUCAUUCCAAUCUCUGCUCGGAAAGGUUCCGCCGACGCCGUGAGCCAGUUCACCUUGCCCCAGGACAAUGCUACAAACACAAUCAGCUUUCCUCAGAACGCGAAUAGAGCUGUCUUCUCCGUCUCAGCGAAUGGACAAGCAAGCGAAGAAUUCUGGUGGAGUAAUGUCCUCCAGAGCGAUGUCUACGCCUUCAACUCCACGGCUGGGGCUUUCCCGGGCUACAGCCCCUUCCGCGAGGUGCAGGUGUUUAUAGAUGGACAACUGGCGGGCGUCCAAUGGCCAUUCCCGGUUAUCUUCACCGGUGGUGUCGUCCCCUCACUUCAUAGGCCGAUUGUGGGCAUCGAUGCUUUUGACCUCCGAGAACACGAAAUUGACAUCACUGCGUGGCUGCCUUACCUGUCUGACGGCGCGGAGCAUACCUUCUCCAUCAAUGUUGUAGGAUUGGAUGAUGAUGGCUCGACUGGUGCUGCCAUCACUAGCCCUGUUGGAAGUAGCUGGUAUGUGACCGGGAAGAUUUUCGUUUGGCUCGAUGACGAAGACUCCGUAACAACGGGAGACGUGCCAACGAUCCAAGCCUCAGCCCCGGCCAUCACCGUAUCGCAAUCGGCGACCCAGAACUCAACGGGUGCUAAUGAGACUCUUACGUAUGAUACAGCUGUUCAGCGCACAUUCUCGGUCAGCGCCAAGGUGGUGUCCCAAAAGUCAUCCGAGGUAGUCUCAUGGUCUCAAACACUCUCAUAUUCAAACAAGGGCUACGUCUCGGCCUUUGGCUACGACCAGAUCAACGACUUCCUCAUCAGCGGCAGCGACGUGCUCUCCGGGCCCGUCACCUACAAGACGAACUACAAGUAUCCGCUCUGGUGCAACUCGUCCUACUCGCAGACCGAGCAGGGCAACCUGACGAUCCACGCGCGCCUCAUCCAGGGCCUGGACCUACAAGUGCAGGGCGCCGCCGUCUUCCCCACGGGCCUCGAGGCCUUCGCCGCCGGCGUGCGGCGGACGGCCGGCCGCAAGUUCAAGGGCGGCUCGCUGCUGAGCACGAGCCGCGACGGCACCGCGGCCUUCUUCCAGACGGGCGACGGCAAGAACAGCUCCGGCUACGGGACGACGAACCAGGUGUUCCACUUCGGGGGCGUCAGCGGCGCGGGCGCACUCGGCAGCGCCCUGGACGUGGAGCUCUACUUCCGCAACGUGACGGCGGUCAAUGGCACGGUCGUCUACGACGACGAGAAGGUCGCCGAUGUCCACACGGCUGGAUACCAUGGGAAGACGGGCCCGGCGAUGGGCAACUUCAGGGGCUUGUAUGCGCAGGCGCCUGUUGAUGGACAGGGCCCGAGGGCGUUCAUGGGCAGACAGGACGCAAUAGGGGACCAGUAA
Phaeoacremonium minimum UCRPA7 is the source of this 2103-nucleotide messenger RNA. Its product is annotated as putative peptide-n4-(n-acetyl-beta-glucosaminyl)asparagine amidase a protein. Bases 1 to 2103 code for a protein of 700 amino acids. The transcript has a single exon. The record is from RefSeq and is a predicted model, not a curated record. NCBI's taxonomy places the organism in Eukaryota, Fungi, Ascomycota, Sordariomycetes, Togniniales, Togniniaceae.